UAUUUGGGACCUGCCCGCCAUAGCACCGAGGUCUCGAGAAUGGCUCCGUCUCUCCCCCCGUCCGUCUGUCCUGCCGGCAGGAGUCCAGGGACGGCCGUCCGGGAGUGAAGGGUCCCUGAGGUGGUCAUGGAGUGUCUGCCUGGCUGGGGGCCAACUCCCUGCAGCCCCACGCCCUCCGCCGACGUCCUGAGCCUGGCCCUGUGUCUUCUCCUCCUGAGAGCCCCGCCCUGCGUGCUGGCCACGCCCUCGUGCAAAGAGGAGGAGUUCCCCACGGGGGCCGUGUGCUGCCCCAAGUGCAGGCCAGGCUACCGAGUGAAGGAGGCGUGCGGGGAGUUCGCGGGCACCGUGUGUGCGCCCUGCACGCCCGGCACCUUCACCGCCCACCUCAACGGCCUGCGCGAGUGCCUGCCCUGCCGCGUCUGUGACCCCGGCCUGGGCCAGGUGACCCGGCGGAACUGCUCCUCCACGGCCAACACCGUGUGCGGCUGCGGGCGCGGCCACUUCUGUGUGCGCGAGGACGGGGACGCCUGUGUCCAGUGCAGGCCCCACAGCGCCUGCCGCCCCGGCCAGAGCGUGCGGGAGACAGGCUCCGAGGGGCAGGACACGUGGUGUGAAGACUGCCCUCCGGGCACCUUCUCUGCGGGGGGCACCCAGCCGGCCUGCACGCCCUGGACCAAGUGCAGCGGCCUCCUGAACACCGUGGAGACGCCCGGGACCAACAGCUCCGACGUGACGUGCUCCCACAGAGUCCGCGUCAUCUCCCUGGUCGGAACCACCUCCGCCCUCAUUGUCCUCCUCGUCGCCAUUGCCCUUGGACUCAGGCACCUCAGGACCAGGAAGCUGUGUGGAGAAUUCGCCUUUCCUCGGGGAUUGCAGCCCGGCUCCCCGGCGGGGACAGGAGAGCGGGCAGAAAGGAAGCCGCGUUGGGACCUGCAGGCCGGCCAGGCCCAGCCAGACGUCACCACGGAGCCGGUGGAGGAGACCGUGGCCAUUUUCCCGCAGAGGGGCCCGCCGGCGGACACCUGGCUUCACGGUGCGGACGCCUGAGCCAUCUCCGCGAGGCCCCGGGGACCGGAUACAGGGACGCACCGGGCUGAGGAAGAGACUGCCAGCUGCGCCCGGGGCUUUGGGACCACCCGCGUCUCCCCGUCAGACUCCUGAGGGGCCUGAGCCUCCCCCUCCUGACCCUGGGUGCGAGGACCCAGCCAGGGCGCUCCUGCCGCCCUCCUGCCGCCCCGGGCGCUGCCCAGGCCCUGCUCAGCUGGAGGACGGGCCCUCAGGCACCUCCUGGGGCUGGGACCUGGGUGUGUCCUGUCUGCGCAGCAUAUGACUAACAGUCUUGGGAACGGUAGGGAGCGGCUCUAGGGUCACGCCUCGGCUGACCUGUGUCAGGGCCUCAAACACAUCCCAGCUGGAGGGCGGAGCUCUCCCUGACCCUGUAGCCUCCCUCAUUCCUUCCCAAGUAUAAGAGCUCAUGGGCUGCGGGAGGUGCAGCAAGAACAUUUGUAUACAUGUUAAUCUUCCCUGUGUUGUUGUUUUUUUUAAAAAUCAAUCUUUAUUGUUCAUAUUGUUACAAAGGUUCCUCAUGUCUUCC
Pipistrellus kuhlii (Kuhl's pipistrelle) is the source of this 1594-nucleotide messenger RNA. It is a transcript of the gene TNFRSF14, whose product is annotated as TNF receptor superfamily member 14. Gene Ontology annotation, biological process: positive regulation of peptidyl-tyrosine phosphorylation; negative regulation of alpha-beta T cell proliferation; defense response to Gram-negative bacterium. The transcript has 8 exons. Gene Ontology annotation, cellular component: external side of plasma membrane. The record is from RefSeq and is a predicted model, not a curated record. The coding region runs from base 127 to 1047 and encodes 306 amino acids. Gene Ontology annotation, molecular function: protein binding. Lineage: Eukaryota; Metazoa; Chordata; Mammalia; Chiroptera; Vespertilionidae.